AGUUGACGUAAAUUGCCAAUUACAUAUCUUAAACGCGAAUUCAGUUAUCAAAGUGAUAAUAAUAUUAAUUAAAAUAAAGGUGAUUAUAACGAAAUAACAGCUAUAAAAGUAUCGUCAAGCGCUCACAAAAUUAACAUUUACCGACUUAAUUGCACAUCAAAAUGAAAUUGUUUAUUUUCUUAAUUUCAAUAUUGGUAUUAUCCAUUGGUGUUAGUUGUCAACGGAACAGAAAUAGCAAGAGAAAAUUGUCAGCAUUUGGUGGGUUAUAUCCGAUAGUCUUCACCCCGAUGGACGAUGGGGGUAACAUCAACAUGACGGUUAUACCAGCGUACGCCAAGUACUUGAGCAAAUGCGGGGUCCAGGGAGCUGUGGUGGCGGAUAUUGGUGGAGAAGGUCCAAGUCUAAGCAUCUCUGAGAAGAAGAAACUGUUCGCCGCGUGGGUGAUAUCUGGUAAGCCAUUCGGGUUGAAGAUCAUUGGAGUGGUGGGUGGUACGUCUGGACCCGAAGUCGUUGAACUGGCUAAAUACGCGGAGACGAUCAAUAUCGACGCGCUCUUCGUUUUACCUCAACCGUACAUCGAACCCCACACCCCUGAGCUGAUCACGAAGGCGCUGAAAGAAUUGUCCUUCCAUGUGCCUUCUCUUCCUCUCUUCUAUAACCAUUGCCCGGAAUACACUGGUCUUGAUGUGCACGCGCCAACUCUCUUCAAAAUUGCCUCAGAGAAGGUUCCUCAGUUCAAAGGAAUUGCCCUUGAGGUAAAAUUAGCCGUUGGUGUCAUAGCCGUCAACGAACUAAGGAAGGAUCAGAACCUAUUCAUCUCCAAUAGUAUUGCAGCAGGCGGUGGAACUUUGAUGGGCUUCGACGCUUUCAACCUUAUUGUACUGAACUUAUUCCCAGGACUGAUUCAGGAUAUAAUCAAGCUAACCUCUACCGGAGACGUGGAUAGGGCGAGAGAAGAACAGAGGAAACUGAACACCCUGGUAGCGACUAUUACUAAGCAAGGUGACUAUAUAUCGGCGCAGAAGGCAGCUAUGGAGAUAAUCACCGGCCUACCCAUGGGCAAGCCUCGUUCGCCACUGCGCUCCAUUUCUAGAGAGGGUCGCAAUAACAUUAAAGAUAUUCUCAAGGACUGUGGAAUUGACAUUGCCAAGAAAUAAUGUUAUAAUCCCCUGGCUUCUUUAUUAGUAUCAGAGAAUAUAGCGUGUUCUUGACAUUAUAAAAUUAAAUGUUUGUUGUUUGAA
This is a messenger RNA of Manduca sexta (tobacco hornworm), 1241 nucleotides long. RefSeq names its product N-acetylneuraminate lyase. Bases 162 to 1157 code for a protein of 331 amino acids. Gene Ontology annotation, biological process: N-acetylneuraminate catabolic process. The record is from RefSeq and is a predicted model, not a curated record. The transcript has 7 exons. Lineage: Eukaryota; Metazoa; Arthropoda; Insecta; Lepidoptera; Sphingidae. Gene Ontology annotation, molecular function: N-acetylneuraminate lyase activity; 4-hydroxy-tetrahydrodipicolinate synthase activity.